Molecule: messenger RNA, 846 nt
Organism: Cyprinodon variegatus (sheepshead minnow)
Lineage: Eukaryota; Metazoa; Chordata; Actinopteri; Cyprinodontiformes; Cyprinodontidae
Product: glutathione S-transferase omega-1-like
Exons: 6
Coding region: 109-828 (239 amino acids)
Biological process (GO): glutathione metabolic process
Cellular component (GO): cytoplasm
Molecular function (GO): glutathione transferase activity; glutathione dehydrogenase (ascorbate) activity
Source: RefSeq, a predicted model, not a curated record
CACCCUUUAACCUAAUUGGCUGACCUACCCUCCCCGGAGGGAACUUGGCAAAUAAAACAGUGCGUUGUACUGUGGGUAGUAACCAUUGUUAACAGGUUAUAUCACAAUAUGUCCUCAGAAAAGUGCUUCGCUAAAGGAAGUCCUGCUCCUGGUCCAGUGCCACAGGACAGGCUGCGUCUCUACAGCAUGAGAUUCUGCCCUUUUGCCCAGAGAACCAGAUUGGUGCUGCAUGCCAAGGGGAUCAAGUUUGACACCAUCAACAUCAACCUGAAAGACAAACCUGACUGGUUCCUCGAGAAGAACCCAUAUGGUCUGGUGCCUGUUAUAGAGACACCUGCUGGUGAAGUGGUGUUUGAGUCCAUGAUCACCUCUGAGUACCUGGAUGAAGUAUACCCUGAGAAGAAGCUGCUGCCAGCCACUCCUUUUGGAAAAGCCAAACAAAGAAUGAUGCUGGAACAUUUCUCCAAGAUUAUACCGCAUUUCUUCAAGAUCACAUCAGCAAAAAGAAAGGGUGACGAUGUGUCAGGAUUAGAGGCUGAGUUAAAAGAGAAGUUUACUGAUCUAAACAACCGCUUGGUGAAAGAGAAGACGAGGUUCUUUGGUGGUGAUACCAUAACCUUAAUCGACUAUAUGAUGUGGCCGUUCUUUGAGAGGCUUGAGAUGUUCGAGGUGCAACACUGCUUGAACCACACCCAUGAGCUGAAGAAGUGGACUGAAUACAUGCUGGAGGACCAAGCUGUCAAAGCCACCAUGCACAGCACAGAUAAUCACAGAGUUUUCUUCAAGAGCUUCCAGGAUGGUGAACCAGACUAUGACUAUGGCCUAUAGAAAACAAUAGCCAUAGAU